GCCACUCUUGUUUCCUUCGCACCCAUUUGUUGAAGCGAAUAAUAAAAGGGCUCAACAAGAAGAGGACCAAAAGAGAGGGAGGAAGAAGAGGAAAUUCUUGGUUUAAAGAAGGCACUAUGGCCGAGGCAGUUGUUACGUCCGCCGCAGGGAAACUAGUUUCGAAAUUUGUUGAGAGCCUGUUUGCUCCCAUUGGACGCCAAUUUGGGUACUUGCUAUGCUACAAGAGCUACGUCCUAGAUCUCCAAAAUGGACUCAAGGAGCUGGAGGCUGCAAGGGAAAGGGUGCAGCACUCUGUUGUAGAAGCCGAGAAUAACGGAAAACUCAUUGAAAGUGAUGUUAAGAUUUGGCUGGAGAGUGUGGAGGAGGAGACUGAGAAGGCAGAUAACCUGUUAAAACGUGGCGAAAGUGCAAAAAGUGCUUGCUUCCGUGGGUGGCUUCCCAACCCAGUGGUCCGCCAUCCAAUUGGCAGAGAGGUGAAGAAGAUGAUUCCAGUCAUUCAGAAGCUCCGUGAAGAAAGCCAAAAUAGUAACUUCCAGAAGGUCUACCGUGAGAAUCCUCCGAUAGGAUUUGUCGCUGCUAUCACUUCCACUGCAAGACCUGUUGAGAGCAAAGAAGAUGUCCUGGAGUCCAGGUCCAAAAUCAUGGAGGAAGUAAUGAAGGCUAUAGUGGAUGACAAGGUCAUUGUGGUUGGGGUGUGGGGACCAGGUGGGGUUGGCAAGUCCAAGCUUUUGGAGGAUGUGGAAAGGCGAGUUAAGAAAGAUCGGAAGCCAUUCGAUUUGGUUGCCAAGGCAAAUGUGUCACGCAAUCAAGAUAUAAAGGGAAUCCAGGAUGAAAUUGCUGACGCCCUUGGCCUGCAUCUAAUGAAUGAGAAAUCUGCUCCGGGGAGAGCAUAUCGUUUGUGUGAGAGGUUGGAGAGUGGCCCUCAGAAAAACAUUCUCAUAAUUUUAGAUAAUUUAUGGGAGAAGCUAGAGUUGAAGAAAGUUGGUAUUCCUUGCGGCGAUGAUAAUAAAGUAAGAGGCUGCAAGCUAUUGUUAUCAUCUAGAAAUCGAGAUGUUCUGCGCACUCAUAUGGGCUCUGAUCGAGAAUUCUCACUCAAUAACUUAGAGCAUGAAGAAGCCCGAAGACUCUUUGAAAGGACAGUGGGGUACAAAGUUACCAAUCCUGAGUUUGAACCCUGGGUUGAUGGAGUGGUGAAGAAUUCCGGAGGUUUGCCACUUUUGAUUAUUUCGUUGGCAAAAAGGUUGAAGCACGGAGAUUUGGCUGCAUGGAGGAAUGCUUCGACCAAUAGAGACCUAUCGGAUGUAAAGUCACUAUUGGAGCAAAGUUACGAGGACGUAAAAGAUGAGAGGAUCAGAUCAGUAUUCUUGAUUUGUGCUUUAGGCUGUGGGAAAAUUUCCCUGAGGGAUUCUCUUAUCUGCUGCAUGGGUUUGGAUUUAUAUGAAAAAUUCAGCAACACCAUUGAUAACGCUAGAGAUAGGUUGAUUGUGGAUGUACAUAGCCUGCAGGACUCUUCAUUAUUACUGGACAGUAAUGACGAGAAGUGGGUCAGAAUGCAUGACAUAUCUGUUGACGUGGCCAUCUCUAUUACUUCCACGGAUUGGUACGCCUUGGUCGGGAGGAAGGAUUUUGGGUUUAAACAAUGGUCAAAGACUGAGCUCAGAAAAUGCACCGCCAUAUCCUUCAUUUGGGUCGGCCUCGAUGAGCUUCCUGAAAAAUUGGACUGCCCAAACUUGAGAAUACUUAUAUUAGCUGAAACUAAUUGGUCUCUGAAAAUUCCGGAGUUAUUUUUUGAAUCUAUGGAGAAGCUCCAAGUCUUGGACUUGACUGGUGUGUGUAUCACCUCUCUACCUUCGUCGAUCGAAUUCCUUGGGAACCUCAAAUCGCUGACUCUUGUAGAGUGCUGUCUAGAGGAUGUGACUGUUCUUGGAAAGCUAACAGGCUUGCAAUUCCUAAAUUUCUCCAGAUCUGCAAUCCCUCGAUUGCCCAAAGAAAUAGGCGAACUAACAGAAUUGAGAGUUUUGGACUUGACAAGGUGCACCGGGCUCAAAAUUAUCGAGCCUGAAGUGCUCGGAAGCUUGGUUAAUUUGGAAGAGCUGUAUAUGGAGGACAGUUUUGAUCAAUGGGAGGUCGAGGGUGAAGCAUCGCGAAGCAACGCCAGCCUGGCUGAGUUAAAGUACAUGAAAAAGUUGAGAACUCUCUACAUUACUAUUCCUCAUUCUACCAAUCUCUCAAGUGACCUCCCAUUUGGAAAUCUGAACAAGUAUAAAAUCCGAAUUGGGGGCACUAAGGGUUGCUCUGGUGAACACAAAGAAUCCAGAACUUUAGAGCUCAAGCUGGAUUCCGGGGAUCUUUUCCAAAAUGUGUGGAUGCAGGAAUGUUUGGGGAGAACGCAAGAUCUCUGCUUGGAUGGAUUGCAAGAUGGCAGCGAUAGCAUUCACAACUUGUGCAUCAAAGGUUUUCUGGAGUUGAAGCAUCUUCAUGUAAAAAAUAACUUCUCGGUUCAUUAUGUUGUUGACUCCACACAUUACCCUGCAUUUACAAGAUUGGAAUCGUUGGUUCUUGAGAAUUUGAGCAGCUUGGAGAAGAUUUAUCACGACUGUCUUGCCCCAAGAUCGUUGGGCACAUUAAAGAUUGUGAAAGUGAAAAACUGCGGUGAAAUCAAACAUUUAUUUCAUUCGUUCAUGACGAAAAAUUUCUCGCAACUGGAAGAGAUUGAAAUAACGAGAUGCCACUUGAUGCAGCAAAUUGUUGCAAAUGCCGAGUCAGAUGAAUACAUAGACGAAAUAGAUGAUGAUGCUAGCACGAAGUCAUUCAAGUUGCGUAGGCUAACGUUACAAAACUUGCCAGAGAUGACGAGCUUCUGUAAAACUGGGGACCAUUCAGUCAUAUUCUUCGAUGGGCAACAGGUAAUAAAGCUACAGAAUUUGGAAGCCAUAAGUGUUGAAAGAUGUCAAUUAAUACGGGAAGUAUUCGACCUUCAAGGAUUGACAGCUAGUGGGGUUAUUGAGAUUCUAUCACGAUUGACCACAUUAACCUUGAGUGACUUACCAAGGUUGGAGCACAUAUGGAACAAGAAUCCAAGAAUAGCUUUGUGUUUCCGAAACUUAAGGGCACUGAAGGUGCAAAACUGUGAGAACUUGAGGUUUCUUUUUUCUUCUUCCAUGGCCAAAACACUCCAGCAAAUAACAGAAAUAGAAAUAGCGAGUUGUAAAUUGUUGGGGGAAAUUAUAGAUGUAGAAGAAGAAGAUUCAAAGGAAGCUGCAUCCAUUGACACUUUGGAGUUCCCUAUGUUAACCUCUUUAUCUCUUGAAGAAUUGCCAAAUCUCAAGACAUUCUCUUAUGGGAAGUACCGUAUUCACUGUCCAAACUUAACAAGAUUGAGGAUAGCUGGAUGCCCAAAAAUGAUGACAUUCUCUUCAUUUGAAGGAAAGCAACAAUCGAUGGCAACCGAUACAGGUUCACAACAAGCGUUUGUUGGUGUCGGCUCCAGCUUGCCCUUGCCUGCAUUCUUCGAUCAAAAUGUUCUUUUUCCGUGCUUGGAGGAGUUGACCUUUGUAUUGUGUGGGUUGAUGAAGAUAUGGCACAAUGAACUUUCUGAAGAAUCAUUCUGCAAAUUAGCAUCCAUCACGGUCCGAGAUUGUGAAAAUUUGUCUCAUAUUUUUCCCUCAACUUUAGUAGAGAGGUUCCGGAGCCCGAAAAUGAUUGAGGUGGUCAAGUGUACCUCUUUGGAAGCAUUAAUGGAACAUGUUUCUAUCAACUCUAAGGAAAGACAAAAACAUCUGGUCUUCAUAGAAUUAGAAGAAGUGAAAUUGUGGGACCUGCCGAGGCUGAAUGCGUUGGUGCCAAGCAGCACCAAAGCAACGUUGGGUCUUCCUAGUCUGACUAAUGUUGGCUUGCGCAGUUGCCACGAUUUGAGAUAUCUCUUCACAAAUGACACAUACAGGACUCUCGAUAAGCUUGAGAAGCUAGAUGUUUCUGGUUGCAAUAACAUGCGGGAAGUAGUUGUCGUGGAAGAAAGUGGAGACCGACAGUUGAAGGCCGUGAAGUUCUCUCGUUUACAUACAUUGAAGCUUCGUUCCCUUAAGAGAUUGAUUAGUUUCAGCUCUGGAAGUUGUGCAUAUGAGUUUCCUUCCCUUAGAAAUCUUUCAAUUGUGGAGUGCACUAAACUCAAGGCAUUUACGCCGAGGAUGCCGGUGCCAAGAGUGGAGACGAUGAAUGGGGUAUCGGCCGGUUUUGAUGAAAGUCCACAUUCUUUAUUUGAUGACAAGGUUGUAUUUCCCAUGUUAGAAGAGCUACGUCUAAGAGGAAUUCAAUCCAUAGAAUUUUGGGAGAAUGAGAUGCCCAAUGAGUCCAUUUGUCGACUAAAGGUCCUUGUGGUGAAGCAAUGUCCCAACUUAUUGAACGUCAUCCCUGCAUUUAUGUGGAAGAGACUACUUCAUUGUAUGGAGUCCUUGACAGUUGAGGAGUGCCCACGUCCGAGAAACCUUUUUCCAAUAUAUGUGGCAAAAAGUCUGGUACAACUCCAGCAUCUUAUUCUUGGUGGUUGUGAAGAGAUGGAGUACAUUGUUGCCAGAGAAGAGGAGACACUUGUAGAAGCAGCCGGCAUAAUUGCAAUUCCUCAACUUGUCACUCUGUAUAUUCACAACAUGCCAAAACUCAGAAGUUUCUACCAAGGGAAUCAUAUUUCAGAGUGGCCCUCCUUGAAAAAUUUUACUGUAGAAGAUUGUAAAGCCGUGGAGGUCAUUCCACAAUUGGAGAUAUUGCCAUUAGCAAGGGAGGAUGUUGUGACGAUACCGCAGCAUUACAUCUUUUGCAAUCUCGGAGGGCUAGUUUUCGGAUGCUACCAUGAUGAAAAUGUCGCCUUUCCCUCCAACUUCCUUCUCCACAGAUUCCCCAAUCUAGAAGAGCUUUCUUUGGAUUGUAGUUCCUUCAAGGAGAUAUUUCCAGAAGAUGCAUUUGGACAUGGGGGCACGAGUCUAAAGGCUCUUGGAAAUCUUAAGCGACUUCGGUUGACUAAGUUGUGUAAUCCGAGUCGAGUCCGGAAAGAUGGCUCCUUGAUGGCUGAAAUCCUCAAACAAAUUGAAGAUCCGUACAUUUCCGAGUGCCCCAGUUUAUCAAUUGUAUUUCCAACUCCAACUUCAUUCCAUAGCUUGACAGAACUAGAAUUAGAGGAUUGCGACGGUUUGGUUCAUGUGGGGACUUGCUCAGUAGUGACGAGUCCGAUGCACCUUACUCGGCUAAUCCUAAGAAAUUGUGCUAAAAUGGAAGUUGUGGUAACAGAUGAUGGAAAUGGAGCGGAGGAGUUCUGUUUCCCCAACUUGGAAGAGCUGAUAUUCGAUCGUUUACCAAGCCUCGAGAGCUUCUCCCCCAUGAAUUGCAUCUUCACGUUCCCGUCAUUGGAGAGUAUUGUUGUGAUGCAGUGCCCUAAGAUGGAUAUAUUCUGCAAGGGCACCUUGAGGACACCGAAACUAGAUGAAGUACUCCUCUCCGAAGAGGAUGAUGAAGGGCAUUGGGAGGGCGACCUUAAUACCACCAUACAAACCUUGUGGCGUCAAACAGAUUCCGAAGUACUCUCGGACGACGAUGAUGAGAAAGGCCCGUCACAGGAUGACCUUGAUACCACCAUCCAAAGCUUUGAGGCAUGA
Messenger RNA from Rhodamnia argentea, 5645 nucleotides. RefSeq lists its product as uncharacterized. The record is from RefSeq and is a predicted model, not a curated record. The coding region runs from base 117 to 5645 and encodes 1842 amino acids. Gene Ontology annotation, molecular function: ADP binding. The transcript has 6 exons. Lineage: Eukaryota; Viridiplantae; Streptophyta; Magnoliopsida; Myrtales; Myrtaceae.